Pseudomyrmex gracilis is the source of this 2621-nucleotide messenger RNA. It is a transcript of the gene Pli, whose product is annotated as protein pellino. NCBI's taxonomy places the organism in Eukaryota, Metazoa, Arthropoda, Insecta, Hymenoptera, Formicidae. The record is from RefSeq and is a predicted model, not a curated record. Gene Ontology annotation, biological process: protein polyubiquitination; regulation of Toll signaling pathway. Gene Ontology annotation, molecular function: ubiquitin protein ligase activity; protein binding. The coding region runs from base 1135 to 2544 and encodes 469 amino acids. The transcript is spliced from 8 exons.
GCUGCAGUGCGUGCGCGUGAUGUAGAGGCUAACGCGACUUCUCGUAUCUGUGUAUGCGCGCGCGCAUAUGUGUAUGUAUUAUUGUUAUAUACCGUGUAUACACGUUCGGAGUCUGGCUAGAGAUUCGCCCGUGUGCAUCAGAUGCGCUUGUUCGUCGGUGUGCCUUUUGUAUACGGAGUGCGCGCGCGCGUGCAUGUGUGCUCUCCGCAAAGAAAACACAGCUUCGAAAAACAACCACGCUGCGAAAACGCUGCUUGUCCGUCUAUCUGUCUUCCCAGUGACACCGUCGCGUCUCGCGCGGCGUUAACAAACCCGGCCGCGAGUUGGGGAAGCGCAUCGUCGUCGGUCAAACGAGACAACGGAGAAGAGUCCGCGUCGCGGACUUACACACGAGUUUCGGACUCUGGAGUUGUUUCGGUGUUUCUGAGGCACACACGGUAAUCUCGGCGUCGGUAAUCGAUAUGACGACGAUAUUCGUGCGAUUCGCGUAAUCGCGCCCGGACGAUGGGUCACCGUUCUGCUCGACGAUCGUCGUCGUCGUCGUCGUCGCUCGCGAGCACCGCGAAUCGUGGCGAUUCAGUCGAGGUGAACGGUAGUGAAUGAGAGCUCUCUCCUCUUUUUGUUUUUUUUUCGGUGCGUGUGUGUGCGCGUGCAAUUCAAAAGAGACUCGCCAAUUAAGUGAGUGAAGAGCUUUGUUUUGUGGGAAAGAGAGAAGGACACACACGGCGUGGUGCGCGCGCGGAUAAUUAAAGUGUCGCGGAUAGAGAAAAAGUCGAGACUCCUUGUGCGACAAGUGACUUAGAUAAGUGAAGACAAGUUUGUCUUUAUUUUCGUUUAUAUACGUAUAUUAUAUACAUACACACACAUAUAUACAUAUACUAUAUACUCGUCGUGUGUUGCUUCACACCGUUUGCCCUCUUUCAUUGUUAUCACGUCGCAUCGUAGCGAGUCGAGCGUUCGAAUGUGGAGAGUGCCAUGAUGGUGAUACGAUUAUAAUUAUCAAUUUCCAGCUUGCCGCGUAUGCAAUUGCUCAGAUUCCGAACUACAACUACCGCGUGAAGAUCCUUAAGACUGCCCAUCCUUACCCUUUCAAGUACCAUGCGGAAGUAGUAGUCUAUAAAUCCCGAACGGAGGAUGCCGGUAACUAAACGCAUUCCAUAUCCUUCGCGAUCGGAUGGCGGUAGUAGUGAGAGCCCAUUGCUCGUAGAGGAAGGAGAGACGGUCGGAGCACCUCACAGUCCUCGCAACAUACACAGUCACACUCAUUCACAUGGCAAUCCACAUCGGUCCCACAGUUAUCAUCACGAGAAGCCCAAAGAAUUAGUAAAAUACGGCGAACUAGUUAUACUUGGGUACAAUGGUUACCUUCCACCUGGCGACAGAGGACGAAGAAGAAGUAAAUUUGUAUUGUACAAAAGACCCGUGCCAAAUGGGAUUAAACGUAGCAAGCAUUAUAUCGUUAAAACGCCUCAUAGUUCGCAAGCCAUUCUCAACACGAGGCAACAUUCCAUCUCGUACACACUCUCCAGAACACAGGCCAUCAUUGUCGAGUACACGGAGGAUGACAAAACGGACAUGUUUCAGAUCGGCCGUUCGUCCGAGUCACCUAUCGAUUUCGUAGUGAUGGACACUUAUGUGGGGAGCAGCGACAGCGGGCCCGCUAACGACGGACGUGCCAACGCCGCUCAGAGCACCAUUAGCAGAUUUGCCUGUCGGAUUUUGGCAGACAGAUCAGAUCCUAGAAUUGCUAGAAUUUACGCUGCGGGUUUCGACAGUUCAAGAAAUAUUUUUCUAGGAGAAAAGGCAACCAAAUGGCAAGAAAAUCGCGAGAUCGAUGGACUCACAACAAAUGGGGUGUUAAUAAUGCAUCCGCGGGGGCAGUUCUGCGGCGGCGAGGCGCAAUGCGGUUUCUGGCGAGAGGUCAGUGUGGGCGGAGGAGUCUUCUCGCUCAGAGAAAGUCGAAGCGCUCAUCAAAAGGGCAAUGUGGUGGAAGACGAGACCAACAUUUUACAGGACGGUACUCUCAUCGAUCUUUGCGGAGCCACUUUGCUUUGGCGAUCGGCUGAAGGUCUCGCUAAGUCUCCGACAAACCAAGACCUAGAGGAAUUGGUUGAUGCUAUAAAUGCCGGUAGACCGCAGUGUCCCGUAGGUUUGAAUACGUUGGUUAUACCGCGAAAAGCAGCUUCGGACUCGACGCAGCAGCAGCCAUACGUUUACCUGAAGUGCGGUCAUGUACAAGGACACCACGAUUGGGGUCAGGAAAAAGACAAAGUUACAAGGAAAUGUCCUAUGUGCUUAGUUACAGGAGCGGUAGUCAAACUCUCUAUGGGAAUAGAGCCUGCCUUUUAUGUAGACUGCGGACCGCCCACUUACGCAUUUAGUCCCUGUGGACAUAUGGCAACGGAAAAAACUGUUAAAUAUUGGGAAAAAAUAGCCAUACCACAUGGCACGACCGGUUACAUUGCGAUCUGUCCCUUUUGCGCAGUGCCCCUCGAAGGAUCGCCAGGAUAUGUAAAACUAAUUUUUCAAGAUAAUGUAGAUUGAAAAUAUAAAAUAAUGGAAACAUGUAGAAAUUAUAACUUCUUAAGAAAUAUAAGAAUUAUUAAAUAACAUGAAAAACA